Molecule: messenger RNA, 1314 nt
Organism: Hyaloscypha bicolor E
Lineage: Eukaryota; Fungi; Ascomycota; Leotiomycetes; Helotiales; Hyaloscyphaceae
Exons: 3
Coding region: 1-1314 (437 amino acids)
Biological process (GO): nuclear envelope organization; lipid homeostasis
Cellular component (GO): nuclear envelope; nuclear membrane
Source: RefSeq, a predicted model, not a curated record
AUGUUCAACAACAUUCAAUCCAGACGCUCGCAUGAAAGUCCCAUGGACUGGGAAUGGCAGACUCAAGGCCCGACCGAUCCCAAGUCUCCCUUUCCCCAAUUCAAGCCACAGCAUGGCAAGAAGCAGGGAUUCGAAUCCAACCAGACUUCUAGUUCUUUCAUAGCCGCAUCGUCCGCGCCAGCACCACAAUUCCGCAAUCCAUCCUUCACAACACCACGGAAACCCUUUGACCAAGAGCUUUUCUCCGAAGUGUCUGGUGCCGAAUCAUCCCCAGCAGACAACGCAGACGCAGAGGAUACACCAGAUCCUCCGAAGACUGGCCAAACAAUGACUGCAUUUACGAACGGGGGCACAGUGAGACAGCCUAUCUUCGGAAGGUAUGGGUCGAGCUUUCUAGGAAGCAGCCCUGGCCGGGCAGAGCAGCGGCGGGGGAAAUACGCAAAUGCGAUAAUAAACAAAGUUAGGAAAAGAAAGAGAAUAGAUCGGGAUUAUGCCUUGGUCAGGGGCCACCGGGAAGGCUCCGACUCCGAGUCAGAUGGCGACGAAUCUCGCCCUCGAAGUGGAGGACAGCAGUCAAAGCAAGAGUCCAAGGAAGGCUGGUUUGCGUCUACCUUCAACUACAUCGAAUCGCACCCAAACCUGCCGAACGUCCUCUCGAUCUACGCACAAAUGGCGAUCAAUUUCUUCAUCGCAGGGCUCACGGUGUUCGGUAUCUACACAUUCUGGAUGACUGUGCGGGCUGAUGUCGACAAGGCUUCGGAUGACGAGCGUGCACUCGUCCUUGCUGAGACUGUAAGAUGUGCCAGAGACUAUGUGGAUAACAGGUGCGGGAGCAAUCAAAGGUUACCGGCACUCCAGAUACCCUGCGAAAGUUGGGAACAUUGCAUGAACCGGGAUCCGAAUAGCAUUGGUCGAGCAAGAGUGAGCGCACACACUUUCGCCCAUAUUUUCAACAGCUUCAUCGAGCCGAUCAGCUACAAGGCUAUGAUCUUCGUUGUGUUGAUUGUAACGGUCUGCAUCCUGGUCAACAACCUCGCCUUCGGCAUGUUCAGAUCGAAAGUGUCACACAUACCUCCUGCGCAACCUUUCUUUCCUCCCAAUCAGCACCAACAAAACUUUCAAUGGGGUGCGCCGCCCCAAACACCUCAGCAUACAAUGGGAUAUGAUGUAUAUGGGGGCCAAACAUAUCAAACAAUUAUGCCGAGCCAGACGCCUGGGCAGAGGAGUCCGAGCAAGGGGAAUAGAAGUCCCAGUAAAGAGGAGCGGAGUCCGAGCAAAGGGCAUAGGAGUCCAAGUAAAGAAGACAGGUUUUGA